Messenger RNA from Angiostrongylus costaricensis, 402 nucleotides. The record is from the annotation of a GenBank genome assembly. Lineage: Eukaryota; Metazoa; Nematoda; Chromadorea; Rhabditida; Metastrongylidae.
AUGAAAGCUGAGAAUUCGAAAGUCACCAAUAGGCUGCUGUUUCCAGAAGCACUCAGCAGGCUGACAGGCCAGCGUGGAGUCGCACGAGUUGCAGGUAACCGCCUACUAACGUCCGAACUUGCAAAACAAAACAGACAAGCCAUAAAGGAGAACCUUAAAGAAAGAGAAGCAGCAGUUAUGGUCGAAGCCUCAGAGGCUGGGAAAAGCAUUCGUAAAGGCCAUCGAAGCUUCGCCUAUUGCAAAACCAAGACGAUUGCACUACGACACCCAGACGAAACAGUUAUUGCGUCCAGAGAGGCAAUGGAGAAAAUCAUUCACGAAUACUACUCAGAUCUCUUCCAUAGUCAUGUCAUUCUAUCACUGUAUGAAAUAAAGGAGGAAGGACAUGUCGUACACCAAUGA